Messenger RNA from Entrophospora sp. SA101, 232 nucleotides. The record is from the annotation of a GenBank genome assembly. NCBI's taxonomy places the organism in Eukaryota, Fungi, Glomeromycota, Glomeromycetes, Entrophosporales, Entrophosporaceae.
UGAACAAGGCCAAAGCAUGGCAACAAAAGACCAUGGUGUGAUUAAAUAUUGUGAUAUAGCUGUUUCAUAUGGAAAAUCUAAAUCUAGACUCCAAGCAAUUUUUUAUGGAGAGUUGCUCAUAUGGCCAUUUAAUAAAGGCAUCAUGCCACAUGUUAAAAAUGACCAUAUAAAAUUGGGAAAAGUAGGCAAAAACUCAAUAGAUAUGCUAAGAAAAACAUUAGGAAACAAUUGA